Molecule: messenger RNA, 3071 nt
Organism: Drosophila montana
Lineage: Eukaryota; Metazoa; Arthropoda; Insecta; Diptera; Drosophilidae
Gene: Glos
Product: Gaulos
Exons: 5
Coding region: 169-2982 (937 amino acids)
Source: RefSeq, a predicted model, not a curated record
GCGCUCAACUAGGUUAAGUUUUGUCAACUCGUUUCUUUUCUUUCUUCCUUUCUUUCUUUAUUGUUCUAUCUUUCGACGCGUUCGGUUCGCAAAAUUUUUGGCUCCGCAAAAAAGUUAUACGAGAACUUUCUCUAUGCCUCAGUAAAGGCGCGCCCGAGAGCAAGCAAAAUGCACGAUUUGCGCGCCUUAAACAACUGCGAGGUGUUCAAACAAAUACGCGUCGAGCUGAUCGACUACCACACAAAAACCAAGCGUCUAAACAGCUUCAUUUAUUUUAGCGGCAACGAGGAGAACAUACGAAAUGUGGCGAAGCGCGUGCUGCAUGUGCUGCUGGAGCACGGCCUCGUCGAGCAGCAGCCGCAGCAGCAGCCCCAGCUGGUCAAGCCGAAUCCCAGCGCCGAUUUGGAUCAGCUGCGCGGCACGCUGAUGUAUCUCGUCCUGAACAGCGCGGCGGGCAGGAGCCCGAAGGAGGAGCAGGAGCUGGCACAGUGGAAUCCGCAGUGUGUGCACCUGCUGAAGCAAUUGCCGGAGCCGCUGCCCCAGCUGCUAACCUUGAGCGUGCUGCUGCUCUGCGGCCUGCAGCAGCAGCUGUUCGAGUUCUUGGCCUGCGGCCCGCAUUGGCUGACAUCGCAGUACUUUGAUUGCCUCAACAAUCUGCUGGGUCAUUUGGUGCCCGGCAAGCGGGAGGCGCUGCCGCUCAUUGGCGGCGCACUCUCCGCCGUGGGCAAGGCCAUCUGCUACCUGGCGCAUCCGCCCAAUCUCAGCCUGGUGGACAAUGCGCUGCGCCUGCUGCAGCGAAAUUUACUCAACAGCGAGGAGCGACUGCGCUCGCUCGGCUCGAAGAAGAAGCAGCAGCGCUAUCUGGGCGAGGCCAUGUGCGCGCUGCUCGACGUGCUGCUCGAGAUAUUGGCUGCAGUGCAGCAGCCGGAGGAGCCGGAGCAGCCGGCCUACUUUCCCGUCUACGCGCUGCACUCGCCGGGAUCACAGCAGGAGGAUCCGCCGUCUUUCUCCGAGCAGCUGCGCGAAUAUGCACGCAAGUUGAUGGAUCAGCUGCAGCUGCUGCUGCCGCACAUUAGCGUGGACACGUACAUGGCCUGGCUGGAGUUGCCCUCCGGCCAGCUGCUGUUCCACCUGCAGGCGCACGUGUGCAACAAGUGCCUGGAGCUGACCAAGCAGCUGGAGCGGGAUGACAUCCUCAGGACGCACACGCUCCGCGCGCAGCUGGGCAAUUUCACGGACGGCGCCCAGACGUUCGAGCAGCGCCUGGACACGCUCACCCUGGGCGAGCUGCUCGGCCUGCUCGAUGGCCAACUCGAUGACGACGACGACCAGCAGCAGCUCCGACUCGCACUCGACGCGCUGCUGCGCCGUCCCAUUUGCUUUGGCAGCGACGAGUGCGUCGAGACGCUGGCCGGGCACAUCCGCUUGCUGGGCGCGGAGCAUGCCCAGCUCAUGCUGGAGCAUUUGGGCCAGGUGCUGGCCCUCGACGACGACGACUUCGAUCCGUAUACGGAGCUGCUGCAGCACGUUCUGCUGCCCAUCUAUCAGACGCGCUGCAGCAGCCAGGAGAAGCUGCAGCUGCUCCACAGACGCGACCAGCUGCAGUUGCUCAACCGCUUCACGUUCCAGCGCGACGACAAUCACAAUUCGCGUCGCAUCUAUUUCUACAAUCAGCUCGGCUGCUCCGUGGAGCGCUUUCCGCUCGACCAAUUUCUCGAACUGUGCUGGGAGAAUCCCGCCCAGACUUGGCUCAAUCUCGCCCAGCUGGCGAUGACCCAUCGACGCUACGCCAAGCUCUACUUUCACAUCGCCGCCAGCUGUCUGCCGCAUGCCCUGAACCAUGUCGCCCACACCAUCAGCUGCCUCCUGCUCGAUGGACGUCUGCUCCGCGAGAGCUCCGGCGGCGAUCUGCUCGUCCGGCUGUACGAGCAGCCGGUGCUGCUGAAUGGCAUGCGCUAUCGCCAGCGCCAACUCACGCUCAAUCUGAAUCUCGACGCGCUGCCAUAUAGCGCCAAAGAGCUUCAUGCCGCCCAGGACAACUAUCUGGUUGCCUGCGCCGCCGGCCUGGCCAAAUUCACCGAGACGCGUAACUAUAUGGCGCUCGAGCGACUGCUGAAAACGUUGCUCGGCCUGGAGGCGGUCGAGCAGCGCAUUGUGAGCUCCACACACAAAUCGCACAAGGAGCAGCGACAGCGUCUCGCCCAGCUGAAGCUGGCACGGCACAAGCUGCAGCAGGCCCGGCACAAGCUGCAGCUGGCCCGGCACAGGCUGCAGCUGGCCGGCGGCUAUGUGAAGCUGCACGUUCCGCUCAGCUCGUGGCGCAUCAGCAACUGGCCGCUCGCUUCGCAGAUCAUCCUGGUCAUGGAUCAGCUGCGCGGCACGCUCGAGACUUUCGAGCUGGCGCGCAUCGCGGUGCUCGAUUUGCUUGUCGAAUAUCACAUUAACAACAUGGCGCGAUCCGUGCUCGUGUCACCAGAUUUGCAGUACCGGCUGGAGCGGCUGAUCGGGUCCGGGCUGCAGCAUGCGCAUCUGUGGAAGGGCGAACAGUUGGCCGCCUUGCUGGAGGAUCCCGACAAGAAACGCGAGGCCAGCGAAUACACAAUGCUACUGCGUCAGGCCUCAACUUUGGAGGCCGUCAAUCUGCUGAGCGGCGCUAUCCGACAUAAGUUGGACGGCGCGGUCAUGCAGAGCCUGGCCGAGCAAGUGAAUCGGCUCAACUCACCGAAUUCGCAGCAUGCUUACGGGUUUCUCUUCAAGUGCUAUAUGCUGGCGCUUAAUCGGGAGCUUAUUGGCGGCGCCAAUGCCAGCGAUUAUCCACGUCUGAUUGAGCAUAUAUUGCGUACGCCCAAGCUACGUAUGCCCGAGAAUCUAUUGGCGGCCGUUGGCAAUCUGAAGAUCCUGCUCGGCCCGGUGGGCAUUGUCGGCAAGACGAGCAUCCUGCAAUAUGUCAGCCAGAGUCUUGCCAUGUCGCCGGAAAAUUAAAAAUUACAGUAUUACAGUAUGCCAACUAAUACAUAUUCAAUAUGUACAUCAAAAUCAAUAAGAAAUACAAUUACAUUUAUCUAUAUAAA